AUGUUAUUGUUAUUGUUGGUUCAAUUUUCUAUUUUAUUACUGUCUACAAUUUCGAUUCCAAUUGAACAAGCCGAGACAAUUUUACAAAAUAAUGAUGAGAACAAAUUGACUGCUAAACAAUCUCAAUAUAUUGAACCAUCGACAAAUAUUCAAUAUGUUUAUAUGAGUGAUUAUGAGAAUUAUCGUCUUUAUAAAUUAAUACCCAGAUCUAGUUCAACAGUAACUCAAACAGCAAUAGCUAAUAAAUGGCUUGAUCAAUAUUUAAAAUUGUCAUUUGAAACACCUGAUCGAUCAUAUCCUUAUGUUGUUCAAUAUUGUGGUUCAAAUAUGUUGGCAUUUUUUCUUCGAAAUACUACUGUUUCUAUACAGAAUAUUAAUGCUCUUCUUAUGUCUCGUUUAGAAGCAUAUGACAACUCGCAAUAUGUCUGCUAUUUAAGUGUUUUAAAGGAACAUCGUCAACAUGGUCUUGGAACAAAAUUAUUGAAUGUAUUCAUUAAUGAAGCUAUUCGUACAAAUAAUGCACGAGUUUCAUUACAUGUAAAUACAGAGAAUAAGAGUGCUUUAUCACUAUAUUUAAAAUGUGGUAUGCGUUGUACCGAUUAUAUUUCUGGUUAUUAUUUUGGUGAUCGAACAUAUCCAACACAAAAUGCUUUUACAAUGACUUUACAAUUAAAAAAUGUUCAAAACUCAACAGCAGUUUGUCAAUCCACAACUGCUGUUAAUAUUCCUCAACAAGAAGACGCUGUUUACAAGCAAAGAUGCCCACAGGCAUUGGCUGGAUGA
Messenger RNA from Adineta steineri, 783 nucleotides. Lineage: Eukaryota; Metazoa; Rotifera; Eurotatoria; Adinetida; Adinetidae. The record is from the annotation of a GenBank genome assembly.